AUGACCAGACAAAGAUCAGACAAAGACCAGACAAAGACCAGACAAAGACCAAACAAAGACCAAACAAAGAUCAGACAAAGACCAAACAAAGAUCAGACAAAGACCAGACAAAGAUCAGACAAUGACCAGACAAAGACCAAACAAAGACCAGACAAAGACCAGACAAAGACCAGACAAAGAUCAGACAAAGAUCAGACAAUGACCAGACAAAGACCAAACAAAGAUCAGACAAAGACCAGACAAAGACCAGACAAAGACCAAACAAAGAUCAGACAAAGACCAAACAAAGAUCAGACAAAGACCAGACAAAGAUCAGACAAUGACCAGACAAAGACCAGACAAAGACCAAACAAAGAUCAGACAAAGACCAAACAAAGAUCAGACAAAGACCAGACAAAGCAAAGACCAGACAAAGACCAGACAAAGACCAAACAAAGAUCAGACAAUGACCAGACAAAGAUCAGACAAAGACCAGACAAAGACCAGACAAAGACCAAACAAAGAUCAGACAAAGACCAAACAAAGAUCAGACAAAGACCAGACAAAGACCAGACAAAGACCAAACAAAGAUCAGACAAAGACCAAACAAAGAUCAGACAAAGACCAGACAAAGAUCAGACAAAGACCAGACAAAGACCAGACAAAGACCAAACAAAGAUCAGACAAAGACCAAACAAAGAUCAGACAAAGACCAGACAAAGAUCAGACAAUGACCAGACAAAGACCAAACAAAGACCAGACAAAGACCAGACAAAGACCAGACAAAGACCAAACAAAGAUCAGACAAUGACCAGACAAAGACCAAACAAAGAUCAGACAAAGAUCAGACAAUGA
Molecule: messenger RNA, 834 nt
Organism: Mucor velutinosus
Lineage: Eukaryota; Fungi; Mucoromycota; Mucoromycetes; Mucorales; Mucoraceae
Exons: 1
Coding region: 1-834 (277 amino acids)
Biological process (GO): microtubule cytoskeleton organization; extracellular matrix organization
Cellular component (GO): extracellular matrix; microtubule
Molecular function (GO): microtubule binding; calmodulin binding
Source: RefSeq, a predicted model, not a curated record